Messenger RNA from Moneuplotes crassus, 1532 nucleotides. The record is from the annotation of a GenBank genome assembly. NCBI's taxonomy places the organism in Eukaryota, Ciliophora, Spirotrichea, Euplotida, Euplotidae.
AAAUUAGAUAUAAAUAUGGAGGAAGACUUAUACCUUGAAUCGGAAGAGCCUAGCUUCGCUGUUUUAGACAUAAAAAUAGUCCGUGCGGAGCUAUGUAGGUCUACAAAUUCGUUCUACAAGAUGGACCCAUACUGAAAGCUUGUACAUCUCAGCUCAGGUACAAAGAUCAAGACCAAAGAGUGCCGUAAGGGUAAUAAGACUCCUCUGUGGGAUCACCGAGAGAGCAUGCUUAUUACAGACCAGAUGGCAGCAGACUUAAGGUUUGUAGUGAGCGUUAUGAAUAAGAACUCCUUCGGCAAAAAUAGUAUAAUCGGGCAGAGUGCUCUCCAACUUGACUAUAUAACCCAAGUAAAAACCCAAGAAGCUGAUUUUCCCUUGCUUUACAAGAACAAACUAGUUGGUAGGGUCUUUAUCGAUCUGGAAUAUAAGGACGGAACAGAGUUUGAAACUCAGCAAAGAUUUGAGUCAGAAACUUACCAAGAGGAAGUCUUCCCAGAUCCAGAGGAUUUCAAUGAAAGUGAGUCCUACACUAUUGAAAACGCCCUUAACUAUGAAUAUUCCCCUGUAGCAAACAAGAAGGCAGAGGAUGAAAGCAAAGCUAAGUCUGCAGGUGAUAGAGUAAUACAAAUUGACCAAUCUUUAUCACCAUUAGAGGCAAACCUUGCCUUGAAUAAAACACCAAUGUGGUUUAAAUUCAACUCGUCAGAAGUAUUCCGUUUUAAUUAUGAAGAGAUGUGAUAUGAAUCUGUUGUGAUAGAAGAGCCUGAACAUCUAGGAGAUCAUCUAAGAGUAGCUGAACUACCUGAUUCCUCCUUCCUCAUUACAGGAGGCAAGAAAGAAGACUACGCCAGAGAGGCGUUCCAUUUUUAUGACAAAGCUUUUUAUCAGAAGAAUGAUAUGAUCACACCAAGAGCAAGUCAUUGCACUCUGUAUCACAAAGGAUAUGUGUUCUGAAUAGGUGGCCGUAAUGAAAAUGGAGCUAUUGAUGAAUGUGAAGCAUUUGAUAUGAACACUAAUGAAUGGGUCCCUCUUCCAAAUAUGCCGACAAAGAGAUUCAAUGCUGGAUGAUGCAAAUUUGAUUUAACCACGAUUUAUAUCUUUGGUGGAACAACUUCUACAAAAUCGAAUAAUGGAAUCGAUGAUGAUGUAAAUACACCAAGAAUAGAAUCUUUUAACAUUGAUACAUACCAAUGGGAGACUCUUGCAAUAUCUCUUUCUUCACCUAUUUCCUUACCUGUAUGUAUUCAAGUUGGCCACCAUCAAGUGAUGAUUCUUGGAGGAAAAGAAUCAGACGGAAUCUGAAAAUCUGAUGUACAAUUAAUCGACCUAAACACAUGCCUAAAAGUCAGAAAAGAGAGUUUAGAGCUACCUUGAUUCUCCAUUUACCCUCCUAUAUACAGAGAAGAGAUGAUUUACAUCCAAAAUUCGGGUACAGAGUCAAUGAAUGCACCCGACCCUAUAAUCUAUCCUUUCUCAGUCACCACUUAAUCACCAGAUUUCUCGGACAGAAAGUGGGGAAAAUUUCAAUCUGC